GACCCAACUCUCAUUUUCACUUCAUCGAACAAACGACGACAUAGAUUCAGAAUCAGCUUUCCAGGCCCAGAUUACUUAUACUCUUUCCAUCCCAACCCCGCGAUGCUCGCCGGAGCCGACUUUCCCCAACCUCCAUGACUCGGCCACCGCCACCGCCAUAGAUGAAGACCUCAACUUCUGACUUUCAUGGUCUCCCCCUGCAAUGCCCUCUUCCCCUUCUCCAGCUCCCGAUCCAAUCACCCACUUUCGCAGCAAACACAACCACAACAACAUCAUUAACAACAAUAACAAGCAUCGACAACGCAAUCCCACCACCACCACCACCACCAAGAAUCGGAAUCUUCCCUGCCUCGCCCAAUCCCUCCUCCAUCUCGCCUCCCAAGGAAACCUCUCGCAAGCAAUCUCUUCUCUUGAUGUCCUCGUCCAGAAAGGAAUUCGCUUGCCCACUAAAGCUCUCGCUCUGCUCUUGCAACACUGCGGAGAUAGAAGGUCCCUUAGGGAGGGCAAAUGGGUUCAUCUUCAUUUGAAGCUUACUGGUCUCAAGCGCCCAGGAGUGUUUUUGGCAAACCAUUUGAUCGCUAUGUACUUUAAAUGCGGUGACGAUGUUGAGGCACGCAAGGUGUUUGAUAAAAUGUCUGUUAGAAAUUUGUACUCUUGGAACAACAUGCUUUCUGGGUACGCUAGAUUGAGGAAGUUGGAGGCUGCGCGGAGGUUGUUUGAUGAAAUGCCUGAGAAGGACUUUGUGUCGUGGAACACUAUGGUCGUUGCGUAUGCUCAGAAUGGUUUUUCUGACGAGGCUUUGGGGUUUUAUAGAGAGUUGCGGAGACUCGGGAUUGGGUAUAAUGAGUUUAGCUUUGCAGGUGUUUUGACUGUGUGUGUUAAGUUGAAGGAGUUGGAGCUUACUAGGCAGGUCCAUGGGCAGGUUUUCGUUGCCGGGUUUUCGUCCAAUAUGGUGCUUUCAAGCUCGGUUGUUGAUGGUUAUGCGAAGUGUGGAGAGAUGGGAGAUGCAAGAAGAUUCUUUGACUCCAUGACAGUAAGGGAUGUUCCGGCAUGGACCACUAUGGUUUCUGGAUAUGCCAAGUGGGGAGAUAUGAGAUCGGCUUGCGGGUUGUUUGAUCAGAUGCCUGAAAAAAACCCUGUCUCCUGGACGGCUUUGAUUGCGGGCUAUGCUAGAAAUGGUAUGGGGUAUGAAGCACUAACAUUGUUCAGGAAAAUGAUGAUGUUUCAGAUUAGACCUGAUCAGUUUACCUUCAGUAGUUGCCUUUGUGCUUGUGCUAGUAUAGCUUCACUUAAACAUGGAAAUCAAAUACAUGGCUUUUUGAUACGAUCUAAUUUCAGACCCAACACAAUAGUUAUAGGCUCUCUCAUUGACAUGUAUACAAAAUGUGGGAGUUUGGAAAGUGCUUGCCGGGUCUUUAAUCUAUUGUCUUGUAAACAUGAUGUUAUAUUAUGGAAUACAAUGAUAUCUGCCCUGGCACAGCAUGGUCUUGGAAAAGAGGCAAUUCGGAUGUUUGAAGACAUGGUUAGAACAGGACUGAAACCUGAUAGGAUCACCUUUGUUGUCCUUCUAAAUGCUUGUAGUCAUUCAGGUCUAGUACAGGAAGGGCUUAGGAUCUUCAAAUCCAUGGCAACAGAUCAUGUUAUUGUUCCCGAUCAAGAACAUUAUGCAUGCUUAAUUGAUCUCCUGGGCCGCGCCAGAUGUUUUAAUGAACUGAUGAACGAGAUUGAGAAGAUGCCGAGUAAGCCAGGUUAUCAAGUUUGGAAUGCCUUACUUGGUGUUUGCAGAAUUCAGGGGAACUUAGAGCUGGGAAGCAAAGCUGCUGAACACCUUAUUGAGUUAAACCCUCAAUCUCCCGAUGCGUACGUAUUUCUUUCUAGUAUAUAUGCGGUGCUUGGGAGAUGGGAAUUGGUGCGAAAGGUAAGACAACUUAUGAACAGAAGGCAUGUGAAAAAAGAGCGCGCUGUUAGUUGGAUAGAAAUUGAUAAUAAAGUGUACACAUUUAUGGCAUCCGAUAAAUUGCAUCCAAUGAAAGAAGUAAUAUACUCAGUUUUGGAAGAGUUAGCUGGACAGAUGGAAGUUGAUGUUUCAUUUCUUAACACUGAGGUAAAUUUUUGACAAAUAUUUCUUUUGUGGAUUGUUUGUUAUCCGAGGAGAAUA
This is a messenger RNA of Morus notabilis, 2158 nucleotides long. Its product is annotated as pentatricopeptide repeat-containing protein At2g21090. The coding region runs from base 203 to 2116 and encodes 637 amino acids. NCBI's taxonomy places the organism in Eukaryota, Viridiplantae, Streptophyta, Magnoliopsida, Rosales, Moraceae. The record is from RefSeq and is a predicted model, not a curated record. Gene Ontology annotation, biological process: RNA modification. Gene Ontology annotation, molecular function: protein binding; RNA binding. The transcript has a single exon.